Molecule: messenger RNA, 1641 nt
Organism: Penicillium daleae
Lineage: Eukaryota; Fungi; Ascomycota; Eurotiomycetes; Eurotiales; Aspergillaceae
Product: sugar porter family MFS transporter
Exons: 4
Coding region: 1-1641 (546 amino acids)
Biological process (GO): carbohydrate transport; transmembrane transport
Cellular component (GO): membrane
Molecular function (GO): carbohydrate:proton symporter activity
Source: RefSeq, a predicted model, not a curated record
AUGUCUAUCCUAAAGAUAGUCGAGGAUCGGCCGACGCCCAAGGCCGUCUACAACUGGAGGGUUUACCUCCUGGCUGCUGUGGCAUCAUGCACCUCGUGCAUGAUCGGUUAUGACAGUGCCUUUAUCGGCACAACCCUGGCUCUGGACUCGUUCAAGAGUGAGUUCCAUUUCGACACCAUGGGCACCGGAGAGAAGAACUUGAUCAGCGCCAAUAUCGUGUCCUGCUACCAAGCUGGUGCUUUCUUUGGCGCCUUCUUCGCGUACCCCAUUGGUCACUUCUGGGGCCGUCGUAUAGGCCUGAUUUCUGCUGCUCUGAUCUUCAUUCUUGGUGCUGGUCUCAUGUUGGGUGCCAACGGCGCCCGUGGUUUGGGUCUGAUCUACGCUGGUCGUGUCCUGGCUGGUCUUGGCGUCGGUGCCGGUUCCAAUAUUACCCCUAUUUAUAUCUCUGAACUGGCACCCCCUGCUAUUCGAGGUCGCCUGGUCGGUGUCUACGAACUUGGAUGGCAGAUUGGUGGUCUUGUGGGUUUCUGGAUCAACUAUGGUGUCUCCGAGACCAUGGCUCCCAGCCACAAGCAAUGGUUGAUCCCCUUCGCCGUCCAGCUGAUCCCCGCGGGUCUCCUGCUCAUCGGUAGUGCCUUCAUCCGCGAGUCUCCCCGUUGGCUGUUCUCCCGUGGCCGCCGCGAGGACGCCAUCAAGAACCUGUGCUGGAUCCGUCAAUUGCCCGAGGAUGAUAUCUACAUGAUCGAGGAGAUCGGCGCCAUCGACCAGGCCCUGGAGGAGCAGCGCUCCACCAUCGGCAUUGGCUUCUGGAAGCCCUUCAAGGCUGCCGGCACCAACAAGCGUGUUAUGUGGCGUCUAUUCCUGGGCAGCAUGCUCUUCUUCUGGCAGAAUGGCUCGGGGAUUAACGCUAUAAAUUACUAUUCACCUACUGUUUUCAAGAGUAUUGGCGUUACUGGUACCAACACUAGUCUUUUGACCACCGGUAUCUUCGGUGUUGUCAAGACCGUCGUUACCUUCAUUUGGCUGCUGUAUCUCAUUGACCACGUCGGUCGCCGUAACCUGCUCUUGAUCGGUGCUGUUGGCGGUUCCAUCUGCCUGUGGAUCGUUGGUGCGUACAUCAAGAUUGCCGAGCCAGCCGCUCACCCCAAGACCACCAUGGAUGGCGGUGGUAUUGCUGCCAUGUUCUUCUUCUACCUGUGGACCGUCUUCUAUACCCCUACCUGGAACGGUACUCCCUGGGUUCUCAACUCGGAAAUGUUCGACACAAACAUGCGUUCCCUGGCCCAGGCCUGUGCCGCCGCCUCCAACUGGCUGUGGAACUUCCUCAUCUCGCGCUUCACCCCGCAGAUGUUCACCACCAUGGGCUAUGGCGUGUACUUCUUCUUCGCGUCGCUGAUGAUCUGCUCCGUCUUCUUUGUCUUCUUCCUCAUCCCCGAGACCAAGGGUAUUCCUCUCGAGAGCAUGGACCGUCUGUUCGAGAUCAAGCCUAUCUGGCGUGCUCACGGGCAGAUCGUUGCCACUCUGCGCGAGGACGAGGAGCGUUUCCGUCAUGACAUUGAAGAGUCGGGUCUCGCUGAGGCUAAGCUGAAUGCCGUGCAGGUUGAGGAUACUGCGCAGCAGCCCAAGACUUCGUAUGCUUGA